Messenger RNA from Helianthus annuus (common sunflower), 747 nucleotides. Its product is annotated as dirigent protein 22. The coding region runs from base 62 to 625 and encodes 187 amino acids. The record is from RefSeq and is a predicted model, not a curated record. Lineage: Eukaryota; Viridiplantae; Streptophyta; Magnoliopsida; Asterales; Asteraceae. The transcript has a single exon.
AACCUUCAGUCCAUCACCCACUCCUACUAUCUAAAUCAUCCAUAUUUGGCACCCAAAGACAAUGACUUCUCUCAUCAAGAACACACUCACAAUCACCUUCUACUUCAUACUCUCUUCAUCCCUUUUGCAUCCCUCCAAUGGAGCAUUUUCCGAGGAGAUUUCGGAAGCCAUAUCGAUGAAACGAAUGGAGAAAACGACACGCUUCCAUUUCUUCUUCCACGAUAUCCACAGCGGCAAAAGUCCAUCCGCAAUCAAGAUCGCAGGAACCCCAGACUCAAGCCUGUUUGGUGACACGUUUAUGAUGGAUAACACAUUGACCGAACACCAAGAGGGGACAUCAAAAGUGGUCGGAAAAGCGCAAGGAAUGUAUGCAUUUGCAGCCAAGAAUGAGCCAGCAUUACUUAUGGUGCUAAAUUUGGAGUUCACUCAGGGAGAGUUCAAUGGUAGCAGUCUAAGUGUGCUAGGACGGAAUCCGGUGAUGGUUGAUGUGAGGGAGAUGCCGAUAGUAGGUGGAAGUGGGCGGUUUCGGUAUGCCAGCGGGUAUGCUUUAGCUCAUACGGUUUGGUUCGAGCCUAAGACGAGUGAUGCCAUUGUUGAAUACAAUGUUUAUGUGAAACAUUACUAGUGGUUAAAUGAGGUUUUGAUAACUAAUCAUCUUUAAGUGUUGUGUGUUUGUUUUCUUUGUUAAUUUAACAUUGUAUGCAUGCAUAGAAGAUAUGCAAGUAAUCUUUUAUAUUUUACCGGAUG